This is a messenger RNA of Vitis riparia (riverbank grape), 2553 nucleotides long. RefSeq names its product flowering time control protein FY. NCBI's taxonomy places the organism in Eukaryota, Viridiplantae, Streptophyta, Magnoliopsida, Vitales, Vitaceae. Gene Ontology annotation, molecular function: protein binding. The transcript is spliced from 18 exons. Gene Ontology annotation, cellular component: mRNA cleavage and polyadenylation specificity factor complex. Bases 143 to 2455 code for a protein of 770 amino acids. The record is from RefSeq and is a predicted model, not a curated record.
CACACUAUUAGGGUUUAUGCUCUGAUGCCUUCUUUCCCACUUUUUUUCCUUAGGGGUUAGGGUUAGGGUUAGGGUUUUGGAUUUCUCAUCCUCGAUCUUCUGCAUAUCUACAUCUUCGCUGCUUUGACCUCUUUUGGAAACAAUGAUGUACGGUGAUCCUCAACAGCAGAUGCAGCAGCAGCAGCAGCAGCAGCAGAUGCAUCAGCAACAGCAGAUGCAUCAGCAACAGCAGAUGCACCAGCAACAGCAGAUGCAGCAGCAGCAGCAAGGCGGAGACUUUCACAGGGGCCCACUGCCCCCACCACCGUCUCAACCACAACCACCGCAAUCGCAACUGCCACCUCCUCCGCCGAUGAUGCGCCAGCCCUCGGCUUCAUCCACCAAUCUCGCCCCCGAGUAUCACCAUCCAUCCGCUCCUCCUUAUGACGCUCAUGCCGAUAGUUUUGCUGCAAAAAGAAUGAGAAAGCUGGCCCAAAGAAGAGCAGUUGAUUAUACUAGCACUGUUGUACGAUACAUGCAGGUUCGCAUGUGGCAACGAGAUUCAAGGGACAGGACAGUAUUGCAACCUACCCCAGCUGCAGCAAUUGAUUUGUUGCCAGCAGUUGCUUAUUCAGAUAAUCCAUCCACAAGUUUUGCUGCAAAGUUUGUUCAUACAUCUUUAAACAAAAAUCGUUGUUCAAUUAAUCGAGUUCUGUGGACUCCUACUGGGAGACGUCUUAUCACAGGCUCACAAAGUGGGGAAUUUACUCUUUGGAACGGACAGUCAUUUAAUUUUGAAAUGAUUCUUCAGGCUCAUGAUCAAGCAAUCAGGUCUAUGGUAUGGAGUCAUAAUGAGAACUGGAUGGUCACUGGUGAUGAUGGGGGCUCAAUAAAGUAUUGGCAAAACAACAUGAAUAAUGUAAAGGCGAAUAAAUCUGCUCAUAAAGAAUCAGUUCGUGACUUAAGCUUCUGUCGGACAGAUUUAAAGUUCUGUUCCUGCUCUGAUGAUACUACUGUUAAAGUUUGGGACUUUGCUCGGUGCCAGGAGGACCGUUCACUAUCUGGCCAUGGUUGGGAUGUGAAGAGUGUUGAUUGGCACCCUACAAAGUCCUUGCUAGUUUCAGGUGGGAAAGACAACCUCGUGAAACUUUGGGAUGCCAAAACAGGAAGAGAGCUUUGUUCAUUUCAUGGCCAUAAAAACACUGUGCUCUGUGUCAAAUGGAAUCAAAAUGGUAACUGGGUGCUAACUGCUUCAAAAGAUCAAAUCAUCAAGCUUUAUGACAUAAGGGCUAUGAAGGAGCUUGAAUCCUUCCGUGGGCAUCGGAAGGAUGUGACUGCAUUGGCUUGGCAUCCAUUUCAUGAAGACUAUUUUGUAAGUGGAAGUUUUGAUGGAUCCAUUUUCCAUUGGCUAGUCGGGCAUGAAACCCCCCAGGUUGAAAUUCCUGGUGCCCACGAUAAUAGUGUUUGGGACCUUGCCUGGCAUCCUAUAGGGUAUAUUCUUUGCAGUGGAAGCAAUGAUCAUACAACGAAAUUUUGGUGUAGAAAUAGGCCAGGAGAUACCGUUCGUGAUAAAUUCAACAUGGGGCACAACCAAGGUUAUGGUGAGCAAAACCCUGCACUUGGUGGUCGCAUGCCUGGUAAUUUCCAGGUACCUGAAACCCCAACAACUCCGGGUCCAUUUGCAGCUGGAUUGACCCGAAACGAGGGAACCAUUCCAGGUGUUGGAGUUGCAAUGCCAUUAACUAUCCCAUCUCUUGAUACAUCAGCUCAAGGAGAGCAGAAGCAGCCUCUUCCUGUUUCAAUUCCUUUAGGGGCACCUCCUCUUCCGCCUGGUCCUCACCCAUCCCUUCUUGCGGCCAACCAGCAGCAGGCAUAUCAACAAAAUCCUCCUCAAAUGCCACAACACCACCAGGCACUCCCACAGCAAAUGCCUCCUUUGCCUCUGCAGCCACCAAAUAUGUCACAGCUACAGCCUCCUUCCCAUUUACCCCUGCUACCACAUCCUCACUUACCUCGCCCUCCUCCCCAGUUGCCCCCAAUGGGUAUGCCUUCAAAUAUUCCGUCUUCUAUGCCAGGAUCCUUGCCCAUGCCUUCAAUGCCCACAUCACUUCCACUGCAGAUGCCUGCUCCAAUGGGGAUGCAAGGUGCAAUGAAUCAGAUGGGUCCCCCAAUGCCACAAGGCCAUUUUAUGGGCAUGAAUCCAAUGCAUGCAGGAUCCUUACCCACUGGUGGUGUACCUCCUCCCAUUGGAAGUUUCCAGGGUGGGGCUCAAAUGUAUGCACCAGGUGGUUCAUUCAACCGAGCUCCAGCUGGACAAAUGCCAAUGAUGCCCGGGCUGAAUCCCUACCAGUCCGGGAAUCCGAAUCCAAGCGGAAGCGGCAUGGGAACACUGCCAUCAAAUAUGGGUCAUCCAUCUGGUAUGGCUCCGCCGCCACCACCACCGGGUCCGCCGCCGCAUGGCCAACCAACACAAUAGGACCAUUCAUGUGGGCAAUGCGGCAGUCAGCUGGGACAGAAGGGAAACCAAGAGUUGCUCUCUCUCUCUUUUUUCACUCUCACCCAUUUUCCAUGGCA